UUGCAAUAUUGCAAUAUUUGUCUUCUAAAAAGUUGUCUUCUUCUAAAAAGUUGUACAAAAGUUGUUCUUGUAAAAGUUAUACAUGAAUCAUAUAAUUUACAUGAAUAAAGUGUUUAAAGUAAAAAAAAAAAUAUAAACAAAAUUAAUAUUGCAAAAAUGUUAUAUAAAAAAGUUAUAUUAGAUCUAUUUAGUUUAGUAAAAAAUAUGCGUGACUAUAAUAAUAAAUAUGAAAAUAGAGUUCACGUUUUAGAACACUCGGAUCAAUUCCAAAUAAAUAAAACUUCUAAACAACCAGAGUCUAAUCAAAAUACGAAAAAACAAAAUGAACGAAAGAAACAAAAUAACGCAAUGCAUGGUUAUGUCUAUCAAACAAAACUGUUAAUGUUAUUCUUCUAUCGCAUUCAACGUCGUUAUUCAUUUCGCUUAGGUACAGAAAUAGCAGAAGCUACUGCAUUUGAUGAUUUAGUACUUGAAUACAUUAAAGAUAACAAAAAAAUUUAUCGUCUAUUACAAGCUAAACACAAAUUGAAAGAAUAUUAUAAAAUAACAGAACAUGAAUUAUUAUCAAAAAAAGGUGAUUACAGUUUAAUUAAGUAUUUCUUUUCUUAUCAAAAACUUAAAAAUGACAAAUUUUUUAAGAAUAGCACGAUAAAAGAUAUUAUCAUUUAUACUAAUAUUGAUUUGGAUUUUGAAAAUUUGAAAAAUGCAAAUAUUGAAUUUGAGAAAAUAGAAGAUGAAGAUGAUAUUUUGGAUAUGAAAUUCAUCGAAAAGCAACCCGCACGUUAUAUGUUUAAAAAUAAUAUAGCUUCUUUAUUAAAGGAUAAAAUAGAGAAAUAUAAUAAAGAAAAUAUAACAGAGAAGAAUAUUAAUUAUGAAAUUGAUGAAAUAAAAGAUUUUCUAAAUCAUCUUGUAUUUGCUGUUAAUCAGCCUAAUCAAGAAGAAUUAGGUAAUAUUAUUCAGAAGGAGAUCGGUGAGGAAUUUAAUAUUACCAAAAUGGAAAUUGUAUACAAUAGAUUCUUUAUAAAAAUGUUGAAUUGGAUGUUGGAUCCAGAAAAAGAUAGAUUUCUUUCCUACGAAGAAGGAAAGAAAUUUUUCGAAGAAAAAAUCAAAUUUUCUGUUUUUUUUCAGUUAAAGAAUCUAAUAUUUUCAUUUUCUGGAAGAAUCGAACAAUUGUUUAAUUUACAUGAAAUACAAAAUAAAAAUGAAAACGAAAUAGAACAAAAUAUUAGUUGUGUCAAUGAUCUUGGAGGAAUAAAUAAAAAUGAGUUAAUUAGAAAAAAUAUUGAAGAAUAUAAUAACGAAUAUGAUGAUAAAGUGAUAUGGACAAAUGGUGAAACUUAUGAAGUUUUUCCUAUGAAUUCUUCUUCUAUGAGUAAAUUGGCUGAAAAAUACAAAAGUGAAUAUGAAUUUGAUUAUGACAUAGAAAAUUUUUCACCUCCUCUAUUCCUUAAGUAUAAUAAAUUGCAUAUUUUAAUUAUUUCCUGUAAUACAAAAUGGCCAAAAAAUAUAUAUGCAUUAGAUACGUUUAAUAAAACGUUAGAUAUGUUUAAUAAAAAGGAAGCAAUAGAAUUUAUUAUAAAAUUAUUUAAUAUAGAUGAUAAUACAAAAAAAAAUAAUAUUAAAGAAUAUUAUAAAUUAAUGAAGCACUAUUUUUUGUUAGCAUUACAACAAGUUAUAAUCUUUAUAAAUAGACAAAAUAAAAAACUAAAAAGUAUUACUACGGAAUUUAAUAUUCAUAAUUAUUUA
Molecule: messenger RNA, 1746 nt
Organism: Apis mellifera (honey bee)
Lineage: Eukaryota; Metazoa; Arthropoda; Insecta; Hymenoptera; Apidae
Exons: 2
Source: RefSeq, a predicted model, not a curated record